Cyclocybe aegerita is the source of this 2601-nucleotide messenger RNA. The record is from the annotation of a GenBank genome assembly. Lineage: Eukaryota; Fungi; Basidiomycota; Agaricomycetes; Agaricales; Hemipholiotaceae.
AUGGUGAGCGGAUUGUGGUGCGCGGCCCGCAGAAUCCAGUCUGUGGCGCAGCGCAAGCUACCACCCUGUGAGGCUAUUCGCAAUGGCAACCAGCCUUGUCAUGAUAUGGACGACCUUUGGGACGCCCUCCACGGCACGUACAACUCGGCCUCUGGUCGCGAGUACGAUGCCUCAGUCUUAGACGAGCUUCCCGAUGAGCCGGGACCGGACCAUGUCACUUGGGUCCACCUAAAGGAGCUGCUCAAGGAUAAACACGUCCUUGCGCUCUUCAUCGUGUUGGCCAAUGCUUGCCUUCGGGUGGGUCAUUGGCCACGUAUAUUCAAGGAGUCGCUAUCAGUUAUCGUUCCGAAGCCGAACAAGCCCUCCUACUCCGUGCCGAAGGCCUUCAGGCCAAUCGUACUCCUCAUCACUUUCGGUAAACUUAUCGAAAAGAUGAUUGCCAAUAGGAUACAGUUUGACGCCGUCAAGCAUGAUAUCUUCCAUCCUAACCAACUUGGCGGUAUCCGCCAGAGGUCAACUGAGGAUGCUGGAUUGAUUCUGACCCAUCUCGUGCGAGCGGGGUGGGUUAAGGGUCUCCAGACUAGCGCGCUGGCUUUUGACAUCGCGCAGUUCUUCCCUUCUAUCAACCAUGAGAUGUUCAUGGCUGUACUUCGCAAGCAAGGGUUCUCGCCGGUUCUGGUGGAGUUCUUUGCCUCCUACCUUGUAGGCCGUUCCACAGUUUACUGUUGGAACACCUUCCAAUCCGACUCGCGGUCUGCGGACGUGGGUGUCGGGCAGGGCUCCGCUCUCUCGCCUGUUAUCUCUGGGCUGUUCAUUGCUCCGGUAAUGAAGCUCUUUUACAUCAAAGCGGCGCCGCUCAACAUGACACUGCUGUCCUUUGUGGAUGAUGGGACCAUUUUGGCCCAAUCCAAACAGCUUGAUGAUAAUAAUACCGAGUUGUUUCACUUUUCGCGUCGACGAGACGCCUACAAUCCCUCGCUGGAUCUGGGGUACGCCCCUCACACCGGUGUUACACCUUUGAAGCCCAAGACCUAUUGGAGGUACCUGGGCUUCUACUUUGACCGUGGGCUCACCUUUCAUGAGCACGUUCGCUACUAUGCCACCAAGGCGUUUACCACCGUGCAGGCCAUGCGCAUGCUCGGAAACUCUACUAGAGGUCUUUCGCCUAAACAGCGCCGCCUCUUAUAUUGGUCGUGCGUGGUUCCCAUUGGCACAUACGGCUAUCGUCUCUGGUAUUUUGAUGGCGCCCGUAAUAAGGGUGCGAUGAACCAGUUGAAACAGAUGCAGCGGAAAGCUGCUCUAUGGAUCACGGGUGCUUUCCACACCUCACCCACAGGCGGUCUUGAGGCCUUAGCAGGUCUCAUCCCUGUCCACCUUAUGCUGAAGAAGCUGGCAACGCGUGCAGUGUAUCGCGUAGCCACCCUCUCAGACACCCACCCUCUUCGCUCUAUGAUGGGCGAGGGACUCCUCAAGCGAGCUGCACCACAUGCUCGCUCAUCCGCCUUGAUGACCCCGGCUAUGCGGGGGAAAGUCAAGAGCACUGUCAUGGAAGUGGACCAGCGUGUCCACACCUUAACUGAGAGCUUCGAGCCUUUUGUGCCCAAAGCUCAUCCAGGCGAUCGGUUACUGGACCGCUAUGCGGACCGUCUCCGCUUUGACGAACGUGAUCCUACCCAGGAUAGGCGCCCAUAUCUAGACGAGCUCAUCGCGAGAGCGAGGGCCGACCCACUAACAGUACUGGCUGCAACUGAUGGCUCUGUCCCUCAGUCCAACCAGUAUCAGGCGGCUUUGGCUGCUAUAAUCUACAAGGGACAUCGUGAGCUCGAGAGGACUCGUUAUGUCUCUGGCAGAGUUACCGCCCCAGAUGCGGAACUCAAUGCUAUCUCAUGUGCAGUGCGCCUUGCUGUCAAGCAGGCAAAUUGCCAACAUAUUAUGGUCUUUACUGACUCUAUGGGCUCGGCCCAUAGAGCGGUGGACCCCUCCGUGCAUUCUGGUCAGGCUUUCAGCCUGUCAGUUUGUCGCGCUCUUAAAGAGUGGUUUGAGGCGGACGAUCUCCGUCACAUAACCUUCGUCUACGUCCCUUCUGCUCUGCGGUGGGACAUCCAUGGUGAGGCACACAAGUACGUCACAGAGCUCAAAGUCAGGGUUGGACGUCAUAAGACGGACAACUCCAUAGACGCGCUACGCUCUCGAGCUGCGCAUUCAGUCUUGGAUUCGUGGAGUUCCACUUUCCAAGAUCCAACUUACCGAGGCUCUGAAUUUUUAGAGCUUCAACAGCCUGACGGGCGGCCGCUACAGCCAUCGUACCUCAAUGGGGGACCAUGGCUUUCAACCUUCGGACACAGUAUCACUGAGUUCGCCUGCAUGUGCCGGUGUAUAACUGGCCACGCGCCCAUUGGAGCAUAUUAUCGUCGCUUCAAGAUCAACGAGCCUCAUGGCUGCACUUGCGGGGCUGCUUUGCAGUCCCGCCAGCAUAUCCUCUUUCGCUGUCGCGAUAGAUAUUCUGUACACUAUCCUCGUUUCCUCGGGGAUAUUGCAUCGUUUAUGAAGUACAACCCUACGGCGUUUGGCUUCGACCGGGACCCAUCGGGUGUCGGAUAA